This is a messenger RNA of Notolabrus celidotus (New Zealand spotty), 6192 nucleotides long. Its product is annotated as ataxin-1-like. Gene Ontology annotation, biological process: negative regulation of transcription by RNA polymerase II; nervous system development. The record is from RefSeq and is a predicted model, not a curated record. Lineage: Eukaryota; Metazoa; Chordata; Actinopteri; Labriformes; Labridae. Gene Ontology annotation, cellular component: nucleus. The transcript is spliced from 4 exons. The coding region runs from base 727 to 3225 and encodes 832 amino acids. Gene Ontology annotation, molecular function: protein binding; RNA binding.
CUUAUGAAAGAGCCCGUUCUUCAUUUUGGAAACAAAUAAUUUCACCAUUGUUUUUCAAUUGAAGCCUCCCUACGAGGCUAAUAUCCAACACUACCCUUGUAAUGUUGUAGCUUUUCGUCUUUAACACGUGUUCUGUGAUUUUUUUGAAAUUAUGAAUGAGUUUAUACAGCUUCCCAUUUCCCUUCUGUGAAUCUUGUUUGUAUCAUACAGCCUCCCUGUGUCCUGUGAGUGCAAGCAUCAGUGUUACAUGUCUGGACAUGUCUGCAGCAUUUGUAAAAGCUCACUCCAGCUCCAGGGAUUGUAUGGUGAGGAUGCAGAGGAGCAGAGUGAGGGGAACGAUGCUUGGAUAAUUGUUUGUGGACCUGUAAGAGUUUCAAGGUCUGCGGUCCAGGUUGAAGACGCGCUCUGCUUGUUUUGCCUGUUGAGGAGCAGAUAGACGCUGGCCUGAUGAUGAUUCCUGUGGACAUCGUGGAGGAGGCGGAUCAGUCAGAGAUGAUUCCUCAUGAAGUCUUUAAAGCUCAUUCUUUGAGCUGGAGUGACUCCAUCUUCUCUGGUUUGAGAUCUGGAACUGUCUACCAGUGAACACAAAGGGAACCAGAACCACACAGCAUCUAGAAAAGCUGGCCUCUCGACACAACCAUCUAAUCAAGGACAGAAAGUGUGAGACAGACACAACCAGAAGAGCUUAGAAGCACUAUCUGGGGAUAUUGAAAUCCCACUAGUACAAUGAAGUCAAACCAGGAGCGGAGUAAUGGAUGCUUGCCUCCUAAGAAGCGGGAGAUUCUGGCUCUGGAGCAGAGGCCGGUGGCAGUAGCUGCAGCAGCACCUCCAGUUGGAGUCAUAGCUGACAGUCCCCAUACGGAGAACCUAGCAUGGCUGGCGAGUGUAGCGAGUGAACGCUGCAAAUCAAGGGACGCAGAGAGCCCAAGAUGUUCCAUAUCCUCCACUUCAUCCUCAUCUCCUUCAACCUCUAUCUCCUCUUCAGCUGCUCCUCUGUCUGCGAUGCCUCUGGCCUCACUGCCUGCAGUUUACCCAACAGCCCUUCCCCAGCAGGCUGGGACUAUUCAGUUUGCUCAGCUGGGACCCAACGUUCAGUUCAUUAGCUCUGGGCCCUAUGCAGGUUACAUCUCCUCCCACAUCAUCUCCACAAAUUCUAACUCUGCAUCAAACAGCUCUGCUAUAGGACAUCGUUCCCACCUGGAUGGUUACACCACAGCCCUGAUCUCCCCCAACACCAAAGGGGAGCAGCAGUUUCAAAUAGCUGUCUCGCCAACAGAACUGACUCCUGUGUCACUUCCAAGCUCUCCCCAAGUCACUGGCCAGUACAUCCAUCUGGACAGCAGAGCUUCACUGACUGUCAGCGGAAACACAGUCACUUCACCCACAACCCACCUCCAGAUACACCCUCACACAGCCGUCCUUCCUCAAACACUCACCCUGGCUCCUUCACAGCUGUUGGUUCAGUAUGCAGAUGGUACAGUUGGAAAGAAAGUAGACGGACAUGCUAAGGGUGUGCUGAAUGGGGAAUUAGAGGUGGUCAGGCACACUAAAGCGCACCAUCAGACACUGAACCAUCAGCAGGUCCAGAGCUAUGAGGCCAGACAUAUUCUCUUGCCUGCAGACUAUGCCCAAAACCCUGCAGGACUCCAGACCUCUUUGGUGCUUGUUGCCCAGCCAAACCAUGGAGCUGAACGGGAUGCUGGCUCAAAUAAGAUCUCCUUGGUCCAGACUGAGAAAGGAGGCAUCUGUUUGGGGAAACCAGUGUCCAGAUCUUCUUCAUUUACCUCCCUCUCUUCAUCAGACAUGGUUAAGUCUGUUGCUCCUCAUGCAGUAAUCCAGACAACUCUACCUUCUGAGGAGCUGCCAGCCAGCCUCUACUCCUCCACACAGCCACCCAUCAUUGGUUAUAUCACCAACACAAAUCAGCAUGCCGUCAGUUACCAUGCAACACUUCCCCAGCACCUGGUCAUCCCUAGUGGACAGUCCCUGCUCAUCCCAGUCAGUGGCACAAACAAUGGCACAGAAGUUGAGGUCAGCCGCUCUGUCAGCGCACUGACUGCCACCACUACCCCUCAAAUAUCCACCGCCAUGCCGCAUGCCUAUCUGGCCACAGCCCUGUCCAAGUGUGAGGCACUUGGGCCAGAUGGAAACCAACCUCCCCCUGCUGUCGCACAGGCACCGGCACUGCCGAUCCCGCCCUCAAACCCAACUCCUGCUGUGGUGGCAGCUCCCUCCCCAACACCCGCUCCUGUCCCUGCUCCCACCCCAGUUUCCAUCCAAGCUUCCCCCUCCAUCUCCUCCUCCUCCUCCCCUGUGGCGCUCCCUCCAUUCUUCAUGCGAGGCUCCAUCAUCCAGCUGGCUGACGGGGAGCUGAAGCGAGUGGAGGAUCUCAAGACAGAGGAUUUCAUUCAGAGUGCUGAAAUUAGCAGUGAGCUGAAGAUUGACUCCAGCACUGUGGAACGCAUUGACAGUGGGCAGAGUCCUAAUGCUGUGGUCAUUCAGUUUUCUGUGGGAGAGCUCAAAGCUCAGGUGUGUGUGGAGGUGCUAGUGGAGUAUCCUUUCUUCGUAUUUGGCCAGGGCUGGUCAUCCUGCUGCCCAGACAGGACCACCCAGCUGUUUGAGCUGUCCUGUGCUAAGCUGUGUGUGGGGGAUGUGUGCGUGUCCCUGACCCUGCGUGGCUUGAGGAACGGCUCAGUGACUGACGGCCAGUCCUUUGGGACCAAGAUGAAGACCGGCCACCUCUCUGACUCCUGUCAAAACGUGGAUGUCACUGUAAGAAACAGUGUGAAUCUGAGCGCUGCAGGCAGUAACAGCGGCCUCCUCAUGAAGGCCAACAGUGCAGACAGACUGGAGAGAGAGCAAGUUACUGGACGAGGACUGGGUUCAGAGCUACCACACGGAUUGGGAUUAGUUGCUGGACAAGGGGAGGGGAUCUACGGGAGUGGACCACUAAUGGCGGUCUCUGGGACUAGAGAAGUAAAGCAGGAAUCAGUGAAAACAGACAUGGCUGCUCUUACCAAAACACAAUGUGGUGAUCCAGAGAGACCCGCAUCCCGAAAGAGACGCUGGUCAGCUCCAGAGCGAGACCAGACUGAGAGAGCUGAGGAGGAGCCUCCUCUGACUCUGCCCAAACCCUCCUUCAUCCCUCAGGAGGUAAAAAUAAGCAUCGAGGGACACUCAAGAGCUGGGAGUGAAAGGUGCUUGAACAGAAGAAUAGACUGUUGAGAGAGAAAUUAUUUGAUGACCUGUGGUUUGCUUUGUGUUUAUCCUCUCUCUUUUCUCUCUAUCCAGACAAAUGUAAUAUAGGAGUGUAUUCAUUAUUUACAUGUUUUCUUUUCUUAUACAAAAGUCUGAUGUCUACGAUGAAGUACAGUAGAGCACCUUCAUAUGUGGUAUCACACACGAGAUCAGUGCAAUCAAUACUGAAAGCAAAAAUGAAUGCAGCGUGAAUGUUGAGUACGAGUGGCAGUCAGACACCUGAUAGACAUUUGACCUGCGUGUCACAUAUCAUAAGCCUAAACCUGUUGGAAUGCAGACCAGCCCACCAUUCCUGUUAUCACAUCAACAAGCACAUGCCCAGAUGUCACAGUGUAUUUAGUGGGGUAACCAUAUUUGAACUCUCAUCGCAUUUGUUUGGCUUGCAGUGACAUUUAUAAGAGGUUGAGUCAAAGAGAGCUGUGUUGUAUCAGAAUUGCUCAGUCAUCAUGGAUGUUAUCCUGCUGCCUUAUGUACCAAUUACUUUGGGUGUAUAAUAUUACUUUUUUACAUUUCCGACCAUUACAGAUGUGUGUGCUACAGCAGAUGACUCUGUGCCACUUUUCUUCAUGUGUGUGUGAGUGUGUGUGUGUGUGUUUUCUGUCAGACAGAGGAUAAAGGUGUGUUUGUAGUUGUGACCUCAUUUGUCAAUACAGCCUUCAUAUAUCAAGACUGAAAAGGCCUGAAUGUAAAUCCACAAAUCCCCCCCUCCCUGCUGAUUCAUGAAGUCAUACAUGUGCUUUCUGAUGGAUCACAUCACUUCCUGUUGGGCUGAAAAAUAUUUGAUAGAAGUGACUUUGUUGUCAAACUUGGCUUUAAUUGAUUUCCAAGGCCACUUUGGGGCAGUACAGCAAGCUAUAAUACACACAAAACUGACAGAUACAGCAGUCUACUCCUCAAAAAAAACAACAUUAACACAGGAGAAAUAGAGACACAUGAACAUUAAUUCAUUUGAAUGCCAAGUUCUCAACCAUAGUAACCCUUUAUUUAAAUAAAUAAUAAAUAAUGAAUCCUAUUUAUAAUAAAUCCUUAUCAUUGUCUUAAGCAGGGAUGUUCCAAAGCAGCUAAUUUCCACGUUGUUAAAAUAGACAUUUAAAUUCUGAUAAGCCUUAAUGUUAGAAAACCCUCAGAAAACAAUCAAAAUUGAGCACAAUUAAUAACACAGCUACACAUGGAAUCACAGUCUGCCGGUCAACCAUGUUACAUUGGUUUGCUUAGUGUAGCUGUCUGUGCAGGUUACACAUUGCUCCGUUCUCUGGUGAUAACAUGCCAGUCUAACUGUGCAGCGACAUACCAUUUGUGCUUGUUUACAUUUAGGUAAUAGAGCAUUAUGGCACUAUGACAGCAGCUAUUAAACAGUGCUACAGCCCUGACUGGAGAUGGAUGGCUGCAAUACAGCUUAGACACAACAUAUGAGUGGCAUUUUGGAUCUGCUGUAAUGAAAAUAUGAAUAAUUACUUGAACUGACUGGUAAUUCUGGUGCCAACUAGCGAUGGAGACGACAUUGAAUAGUUUAGCCGACUUAAUGUGGACAUCCUUUGUCUUUAAAGUCAAUGUUGGUGCUGGUCAUGUACUGUAGCUUAUGAAUAGGUUUACAAGGGCAUUUUCCUCCAAAAACAUCUUACUGCAUCAUACUGCACCAAAAAAUGACCUAGACAAAAGCGGAGGUAUAGAAGAGUCAUUGCACAAAAAAAAAUGUCAGCUUAAAGAUGAGAUAUAUGUCAAAAUGCUUUAUCUCCCUCUCAUAUUACACAACAUUCAUGCACAUUUUAAUAUAGAAUAUAAGUUAAAGCAACUUAAAAUGCAAACACAUUAUGAUGACAUCAUGAGAUAUCAAAAACAUGACACAGUAUUUUCCUAUUGGUGUAAAAUUGUACCUACACACUCUAUUGACCCAACCUACUUAGUUUGUUACAGAAAAUAUGGCCUUUAUUAUAUGUAACUAGUUUAUUGACAUGUUUUGGGGGUUUUCUAUCAAACCCUAUUUUCCUCAGAGCUGGUUCUGUUCUGUUGGAUGAAUGCUGUUUGGACUGGGACAGCUUUCUUUCUUUUAGUCUUACAUGUCAUUUCCUUUCUCAGAGUAGAGCCAGAACAAUUACCCUAUUGGCUAGUUCAUACUCAGGAACAGUGUGAAUUGGUAUGCUUGUGUGUUAUUUGUGGUGUGUGUAAGCUUGAGUCGUUGUGUACAUGUCCACAGUCACAUGUGAAUGUGUGUGGUUCUGAGCAGCAGCACUUUGAUGAAGCAUCUAGCAGCAGCAGUGUGUUGGUGUCCUGAGAUUAGAUUUCAAUAGAAAAAAUCAACUGACUGUUUUUCACUGCUUCAUGUCCUGCAGGUUUAUAAUGAGGGGAAACAUAAUGUACCAGGGCAGGGAAUGUAAACACACAUGGGGCAAACUAUCGGAAAUUUAUUUUUGAAGACAGAGCUACUUUAGGGAGAGGGAAAGAGAGACUGGUAGUGUGGAUCAUGUACAGUGAAUUGUAUCCUAGAGAGUGUACAGUGUGUGUAUAGAUAUUUUAACCCUUAUGUAGCCUAUGUACUGUAUGUGCCACAGCGCCUCCUUCUUCAAUCAUUCCAUUGACUCAUCAUUAUGAAGUGGUCCUGCUUUGGUUUUUGUCUGUUCAGGUAUUGAUCUAACGUUCAUGAAUGUGCUACAGUGCUUUGGGAACAUGACAUAAUUUGGCCUCCUCAGAUCUUCUUUGUUUGACUUGCACACUGUAACAUACAGUCUGUGUGAAUAUGAAAUACAGUUUAUCAUGAUAGCCAUUAACCUUUUAUAACUCUGAAAUGUGUUUAUUGUUAACCCAGUAACCAGACUGUUCUCUUCUGUUUGUGUUUGACUGCUCAGGCUUUUAAAAACACUGCCCAGUGACUGUUCUCCUUCAAGAUGAUGUGGUCUUAUAUUCUUCACAGUUACAAAGUACAGUACUGUUUCAUCA